CUCUCCCCUCCCUUCCUAUCCCCGCUGAAAUUGUCUUCUCUCCUCAAAGUUCCCUCUUCUCCCUUCUCUCCCCGCCACUCUCUCUCUCUUUCUCUCUCUCUCAUCACCCAUGCCUUAAAUGUCCAAGCUACCCCUGCAGAUAGGAUUGGUUUGUAGGAGGGUUUUGGGAAUUUGAGUAAGAUUUGACAAAGACAACGAGUAAGCCAGCAAUGCACAAGUUUCUGCAAAUAAAACCCUUGAUUUCGAGUAAAACCCAGUGGAGGGCUACAAUCCCUUUGAGAGAUCUGCCUUGUCUGAUCCGAAAUCGCUUCCUUCAAACCGACGCAAUCCCUUCUCCUGCUUCAGAACCGCCCCCUUUGGGAUCCGCUCUUUCACUCUCUAAACGCCUCCGAAUACCCCAAAACAACUCCCCGAAUUCCUCAUCCGUCCUCAACUGUUUGAAAUCCCAUGGAUUCGAGGAUACCCAGAUCGCCAAACUGGUUAGGAAACGCCCCGACAUCCUCAAUUGCAAAGUACAGACAAAGCUCAAGCCCAAGCUUCGAUAUCUCAUUCAAAAGGGUUUUACGGGUAAGCUUUUGCCUGACCUCAUUUUGUCGAAUCCGUUUCUGCUUUUCCGAGGCUUGGAUUCUCAGAUUAGGCCAUCUUUUGAGUUCUUACGCCCUUUCCUGAAUGAUGAGGAAAUGUUUGUUGCUCUUAAACGAGCUUCGUGGUUAUUGACUAUUAGUCUGAAUUCGGUUUUGCAACCAAAUGUUGAUUUAUUGAUUAGUGAAGGGGUUCCUGCUAGUAGGAUAUCCAAGUUGCUUAUAUUGCAGCCUAGAGUUCUCUUGCAAAGCCAUGACAGGAUGGUUUACGCCGUUAAAACUAUUAAAGAAAUAGGUAUUGAACCCAAAGAGACUAGGUUUAUACAUGCUCUUAGGGUGAUUUGUUCAAUGAGCAAGUCUAAUUGGAAGAAAAAGGUGGAGGUUUUUAUGAGUUUGGGAUGGAGUAAAGAGGAAGUGUUGAAUACUUUUAAGAAAGACCCACUUUGUUUAGCUUGUUCCGAGAACAAGCUUCGGUAUUUGAUGGAUUUUUAUGUGAAUACUAUGAAGUUGGAUGCAAGGGCUAUAAUUGCAUACCCGAAAUUGCUUGGUUACUCAGUUGAGAGAAGGGUUCACGCCAGGUAUAUAGUUUUGAAGGCUUUGGAGUCAAUGAAGCUGAUCAAAGAUGACAAGAAGAUUGUUUGGGUAAUAAAAUUGCCUGAAAAGAAAUUUUUGGAGGAAUAUAUUGCUAAGCAUAUAGACAAAGUUCCAGGUUUGCUGGAUAUGUACCAUGGUGCUGUUAAGCCAAGGAAAACAAUCAGGGGCAAAAAGGAAAAAUUUGAUCCCAAAUCAGCAAGUUUGGCUCUGUAAUUCAGAAACUACCUAGAUAUUCCUUUUGACUGGUUCAUGUUAUGGUGCUGCCAGUUUGAUCUCAAAAUGUCAUCUUCGUCACUGUUGUCUUUCCUUUGUCUUGGUAUUGAUCUACUUAAGGUCAUGGUUCUUCUGUUGUUUAUGUAAUCACUAACCUGUUGCUUUAUUUUAAACUCUUGCAUUUAGUGGAACUCCAGUGGGUAUCCUUGAUAGCCUGAAAGAGUCAUAAUGAUUUAGCUUCAUAUCUUACUUUGGAUUGAGAAGAAUUAUGUUCUGAA
Messenger RNA from Theobroma cacao (cacao), 1666 nucleotides. RefSeq names its product transcription termination factor MTERF8, chloroplastic-like. The record is from RefSeq and is a predicted model, not a curated record. Gene Ontology annotation, biological process: regulation of DNA-templated transcription. Gene Ontology annotation, molecular function: double-stranded DNA binding. Lineage: Eukaryota; Viridiplantae; Streptophyta; Magnoliopsida; Malvales; Malvaceae.